CAAAACAAAAACAUGUUUUUAUAGUUAAUCGUGGGAGAGAGAGAGAGCCACCAAUUCUGUUGCUUUCGACAGUCCAAAAAAAUCCACCACCCACGUUAAUACCUCUCUACUGUCUCUGUCUCUCUCCCUCUUAGUCUCUAAAACUAAAAAAGCAAACAGAGACUUCCCAAAAAGGUCUUCACAGUUCACAGCAAGAGCAAGAGCAAGAACAAUCAUAUGAUGAUGAUGUUAGAGGGAACACAGAACGUCGUCGUAUCAUAAAUUUGUUUUUGUGGAUGCUUUUGGAGUUUGAUGGGAUAUGAAGAAGUCCGAUUGUGUAUCUUUUCUAGCAGAUCCAAACAGUCGUAGAUCAUGUCUUUGUAGCAUUUUCCCCACUGCUUCUUUGCUUUGUCUAGUGUACUUCAUAGGGAGUGCAUUCAUAGCACCGAAUUACAAAGAGAAAUUAUCAAUAUGGGGACUAGGUGGUAGUUUGCAGAAUUCAGCAGUCAGCAACUGUGGGAUUAAAUGCCGGCCUUACGGAAGUGAGGCAUUACCUGAAGGUAUUGUUUCCAAGAGUUCUAACUUGGAAAUGCGACCAUUAUGGGGCUCUCGAAAGGCUACUUAUAAUGUAGGUUUUCAACAGACUAAUGUGAAUAACACGAAUAAUUUAUUUGCUAUGGCUGUUGGGAUAAAGCAAAAAGUUCUUGUGAAUAAAAUGGUGAAAAAGUUUCUAUCAAGCAAUUUUGUUGUGAUGCUUUUCCACUAUGAUGGUAUUGUUGAUGAAUGGAAGGAUUUUGAGUGGAGUGAUCAUGUCAUACACAUUUCUGCAGUCAAUCAAACUAAAUGGUGGUUUGCUAAGCGUUUCUUACAUCCUGAUAUAGUGGCUGAAUAUAGUUACAUUUUCCUUUGGGAUGAGGACCUUGGGGUCGAGGACUUCCAUCCUGAACAGUAUGUGUCUAUUAUUAUAAGUGAGGGGCUUGAGAUAUCACAGCCGGCACUUGAUCGUAACAAAUCAGAGGUGCAUCAUCAAAUUACUGCUCGUGGGAGGAGAACAAAAGUGCACAGAAGGACGUACAAGCCUGGUGGAGGGAGGAAAGGUUGUGAUGGCAGCAGUACAGCCCCUCCAUGCACUGGGUGGAUAGAAAUGAUGGCACCUGUUUUUUCAAGAGCUGCCUGGCGGUGUGUAUGGUAUAUGAUCCAGAAUGACUUGAUCCAUGCUUGGGGUCUAGACAUGCAGCUCGGAUAUUGUGCCCAGGGUGAUCGAACCAAAAACGUUGGUGUUGUGGAUGCUGAGUACAUAGUCCAUUAUGGUCGUCCUACACUUGGUGGAAAUGAAGAAAAUGAGGGACUCGCGACUGGAUCUCGCGAGUGGCUCACGGUAGGCAAGUCUUCAAAAGAGGCACACGUGUGAAGGAUACAGAGGAGCUGAAGAGUCACGCCAGUUGUUGCACUACAGGACAACAGUCCCGGGCUGGGCAGGCAGUUAGCUCGCGACUUGAACUCGCGACUCAGUCCAUUCGCAAGGCCAAGUCACCAGACCACUUUGUUUGGGAAAAACUGACCUUUCGCAUUCCAAACACACACCAGUAUAUAUACCCUCUAUACCCACGUAUUGUAAAGAGUUUCUAGAGAGAAUUUUGAGAGAAAAACCCUAGAGAAAAAAAAGAUUGACUCAUCCACAAUCUUCAUCCUUUGAUUCUUCAAAUUCUUCUACUCUCACCCUUUUCAUUGUUACAUUCUUGAGAGGUACAUUAGUCAAAAUUUUUUCUCACCAUACCCAUAUCUGUGAGGAGGCUAUUUAGUGCUUGGGAAGCAGUUAGGAAGAGACCAAUUGAUAUUAGUUGAUGCGAUGGGCUAUAAUGGAAUCCGGUAAGUUAGAAAAGACAAAGGUUCGGCAUAACCUCGUUGGAGUAAGAAACUUGGAGGGCUUAGAUACACUGGGUAGAUUAGGCUUAGAGGGUUUCUUGCUAUUCAUGUAUUCCAACUUCAUUCUCAAGUGGAUUAUUGACCGUUUGGAGGACGACGGAGAGGAUUUACGCCGAGGGCUUCGGUUUCCUUUUCGAUAACACAUCACUGUGUUGUCUUUGUGUUUGCAUCUCUCUUCC
Quercus lobata is the source of this 2084-nucleotide messenger RNA. RefSeq lists its product as uncharacterized. The coding region runs from base 299 to 1390 and encodes 363 amino acids. The transcript has 14 exons. The record is from RefSeq and is a predicted model, not a curated record. Lineage: Eukaryota; Viridiplantae; Streptophyta; Magnoliopsida; Fagales; Fagaceae.